This is a messenger RNA of Salvelinus sp. IW2-2015, 1579 nucleotides long. Lineage: Eukaryota; Metazoa; Chordata; Actinopteri; Salmoniformes; Salmonidae. The record is from RefSeq and is a predicted model, not a curated record.
GGAGAGGGAUGUUAGCGACGGAGAAAAAGGUUUGAGAGGGAAACCAAAAGUGAUCGAGAGAGAGGUUUAACACAGCGCCCAGAUUACACCGUUAGAGCGUUGGACUAGUAACCGAAAGGUUGCAAGAUUGAAUCCCCGAGCUGACAAGAUACCAGUGUCAGACAACCCCAGUGUGGAACGCAUCGAGGAGGGUGACUUCAUGGCAGAGGGUCUUGGAGGCCUACAGUCACGUUCAAAGGCUGACCUGGUUGCCAUGGUGCUGAGCAUGCAGCGAGAGAUGGACAACCUGAGGGAGCAAAUCAGAUGCCUCACAGCGUGUGGAAAGUUGGCACGUAACCUGGAGGCCCUGAUCGAGAGGACGGAGGUGUGGUCGAGCAGCACGGACCGGAGAACUACAUCUCCCAGCAUGCCUGAGAUCCUGGUGAGGAGUGGUGCCAUGACAACGUCGGCCCUGCUGGCCUCUCCAGGGGUGCUGAACGGGUGCUGGGCGGCCAAACUAGAGCCCCUCCACCCCCACCAGAAUGGACAACCUCUGGGGUCUCAUGAGGGGGGUUCCCAGAUCAAUGGACCACCUCUCUACCAGGAGUUCAUCACUGCGGAGCUGCUUGACCGCUGUAACACGGGGACCACUGCCCAGAAGCUGACCAAYGACCUGCUCCGGGGCCUCUAUGAGAGGGACUGCCUGGCCUCUCACUCCAUCUCCGGCAUCGUCAACAACAAGAGGGGCCAACCCAAGCCUGCCCUGCCUGCAGACGAGAUCCAGGCAAUACUGAGGGCGGUGCAGCACUACUUCCCAGGGAAGACGGACUCGGAGAUCAAGGGCUACAUCCGCCAGAAGCUGCAGAACGAAGCCAAGCGGCUCCGCAAGAAGCCUCAUCUGGCCGUGAAGGUGGAGCCGGAGGCCAGGGCUGAGGGAGCGGAGACUACUUUCUACACCUAAGCGGUGUGGCCCCGCCAAACCCCACCCCCUGUUCUACCCAGGGAGUGAGGUGCCCCGCCUCUGUCCAGGUUAAAGUGCAAUUAUGGGAGGGAGACUCACGUAAAAACUGCUGUGAGAGGGAACCAAAAUGGAGCAGCCUUAUCAACACCAGUCUAGUCUGUAUGUCUGUCCAUUCUCAGCCACGUCUCUGGGCUGGGAGAGAAAUAGUCUAGUGAGGGAGGAGUCUAUUUGUCUGACAAUGUGAUCAUUCCAGGGGAAAUGUUAUUGACUCCAGUCUGAUCGAGACUAGUUACUGCUCAGGUGAAGUUAGAGGAUACUGUAGCUUAUUCUUCCUCUGCCCUCUGGCAUCGUUCUCAAGCCUCAGCUAGCCAGCCAGCAGUAGUAGGCCUAGUAGAUGGCAUGUGAUUUGUUACCAAGUGUAGUACUCUUGUUUCUGUGAAAGAGGUAGCAGUCAGUCGGUGCUCUGUAGAGAAGUCGUAACAGAAGCCCUGAACAACAUGGCCGUCAGCGAAGCCGCGCUGCACUCUGUGCCACUUCAGUUCGAUUUACAGUAUUGUCAUUGACCUCGUGGAAUGAACCUAGCCUUAGUAUUGAAUUAAUUACAAUGUUGCUGAAUAAAAAAUGACUGUCCCCCCCCCC